Trifolium pratense (red clover) is the source of this 725-nucleotide messenger RNA. RefSeq lists its product as uncharacterized. The record is from RefSeq and is a predicted model, not a curated record. The coding region runs from base 150 to 521 and encodes 123 amino acids. Lineage: Eukaryota; Viridiplantae; Streptophyta; Magnoliopsida; Fabales; Fabaceae. The transcript has a single exon.
GUUGUUCUUCUCCAAGUUAACUCUUCAACAAUUCUCACCAACCCUUUUCUCUUCACAUUUUCACACACUUACUUCAAUCAAAAUCUCAUUUUUUUUACACAAAAGGGACCAGUAUCCAGCGUUUAGGAUUCAGGGUUUAGGGUUCAAUCAUGUUUCGAUCCAUGAGUACUACGAGAGGCUUUGGAACUGGGAGGUAUGAGAGAUUAGGGAAAGAAACUGCAACAACAACACUUUUGCAUGAGGAGUUCAAGAGAAGCACAACAUUGCCUUCUAGAGCAUCAAAUUCUUCAAGAAAAAUUUAUCGAGGUUCAACUUUUGGGGACAUAAACCUACAAAGAAACCCCACAAUGAAGGCUAAUAAUAAACGUAACAAGAGUAGUCAUCCACUUCUCAACUUCUUUGAUUUUCGUAGGAAAAAGAAAACAACAGCUAGGCCUGAAUUUGCAAGGUAUAUUGAGUAUCUCAAAGAAGGAGGCAUGUGGGAUUUGAAUUCCAAUAAACCAGUUAUCUAUUACAAGUGAUUUAGUUUGCUUAAUUGCUUUGGAUUAAUUUAAACUUUUUUUUUUUGUUUUCACCACCAGUUUAAUCUGGUUCGGGGGUCAGUUCUGACAUCAAGUUGUACCUUAAACUUUAAAUACUGAAUAUUGUACCUUAAAUUUAGGUAGAAGAUUGAUAUACAUUUGUUAUUAAAAAUAUCAUUCAUCAAUUUGAAUCUUUCUGAUUUA